Molecule: messenger RNA, 2393 nt
Organism: Pollicipes pollicipes
Lineage: Eukaryota; Metazoa; Arthropoda; Thecostraca; Pollicipedomorpha; Pollicipedidae
Product: bleomycin hydrolase
Exons: 10
Coding region: 303-1658 (451 amino acids)
Biological process (GO): response to toxic substance; proteolysis; L-homocysteine catabolic process
Cellular component (GO): cytoplasm
Molecular function (GO): cysteine-type aminopeptidase activity
Source: RefSeq, a predicted model, not a curated record
GGGCAGAAGACGUUGGGAACAGUUAGGAAGGCGUUUUAUGAGGGCGCCGUCAUUCAUUCGGUUCAUUCCCUCGCGAGGUUGUGCCGGGGUAGGAGGGUGGAUAGGUGCGUACUUGGUUACUUUUCAUCUGCCCCAUCGAUUUGCGUAGCUAUAUCACUCGUGUACGCUUAAGGUUGAGCUCAUAAGUGAAAGAGAAGACGGUGUGCAUAGUUCCGGCCUGCGCCUCCACAGCAGCACAGCUCGCUUCCAUCGAUCGGUACCUUCCAGGACGAAGUGUCGGGCUACCAACAUUAAGAAGCAAAAUGAGCCUCAGCGAAGAGUUCAUGGACCGGCUGCGCGCCGAGUUCGUGGCCGAGCCGAGGAACCUGUUGGCCCAGAACGUCUGCACCAAGUACGACCCAAACGAGGCGGCAAUCGGGCGGCGCGCGCUUGAGGAAAUCAACCACGUGUUCCAGCAUAAGGUGGACGAGGCGCGGCCGCGCUGUGACCAGGCCUCCAGCGGCCGCUGCUGGAUCUUCGCCGGCCUGAACGCCAUGCGCAUCCCCUUCAUGAAGGCUCUCAACAUCGAGGAGUUCGAGUUCAGCCAGAGCCAACUGUUCUACUGGGACAAGGUGGAGCGGUCCAACUACUUCCUGCACACGGUGGUGGAGACGGCCAAACGCGGCGAGCCGGUGGACGGCCGGCUCGUGUCGUUCCUGCUCUCGAGCCCGAUCUGCGACGGCGGCCAGUGGGACAUGCUGCUCAACCUGAUCAACAAGUACGGCGUGGUGCCGAAGCGCUGCUUCCCGGACGCCCACUGCGGCAAGAACUCUGGCCGCAUGAACUCGAUCGUGACCAGCAAGCUGCGCGAGUUCACGCGCGACUUGCGCCACCUGGUGGAGAAGGGCGCCUCGGACGAGGACCUGGAGGCGACGAUCGCGCGCCAGGUGGGCCAGGUGCACCGCAUUCUGGCCAUCUGCCUGGGCCUGCCGCCGCGCACCUUCACCUGGGAGUACUACGACAAGAACAAGGCCUACCACAAGGUCGGCCCCAUCACGCCGCGCGACUUCUACGAGCAGCACGUCAAGCCGCACUUCAACGCCUCUGAGCAGGUGUGUCUGAUUCACGACCCGCGGCCCGCCAACCCCAGCGGCGCCGCCUACACGGUCGACUGUCUGGGUAACAUGGUGGGCGGCCGGCGCACCAUCUACAACAACCAGCCGGUGGAGCUGCUGGGCCGGCUGGCGGCCGCCGCGCUCACCGACGGCAAGCCCGUCUGGUUCGGCUGCGAGGUCGGCAAGGCCUUCGCCAGCAAGCUGGGCAUCAGCGACCCCACAAUAUACGACUACAAGCUGCUGUUCGGUGUGGACGUCAGCCUGCCACUGAGCAAGGCGGAGCGCCUGCUGCUCGGCGAGUCCAUGAUGAACCACGCCAUGUGCCUGACGGGUGUCACACUCGAUGAGGACGGCACGCCGCUCAAGUGGCGCGUGGAGAACUCGUGGGGUGAGGAGAACGGCGACAGCGGCUACCUGGUCAUGUCGCACAGCUGGUUCCUCGAGUUUGUCUUCGAGGUGGUGGUAGACAAGAAGUACGUGCCUGAGGAGGUGAUGGCCGUGUUCGAGCAGGAGCCGACCGUGCUGCCGGCCUGGGAUCCGCUCGGUGCGCUGGCGCGCGCAUAGGGCCGCCCGGCCCGGCGGCGACCCGUCGUACUGGGGCGCCGGCCGUCGCCUUCGGCGAUGGUCCGGCAGAACAGUGCGCUACCACUAUCGGUGUGCGGCGCGCGAGAACACAGCGCCACUCGUGUACGUGUUUUAUGAUACGGCAUGCCCCGGUACGUAGGGGGAGCAGUGGUUCUCACGGUGGCCCGAGGAGAUUUCCUCCGACGUGGUCGCCUGUGAGCACGAUGUACUGCAUGGAUUUAUAAUUGGUAGUUUGUGGUGUUGUUAUAGGCGUAUUAACCGAGAAGCCAACACACUUUGCCGAAAAGUGCAUCCAGCUUUGAACAGUUUGUCUUGUCUGCAAUACCCACUGGCAGGCUCAGCCUACCCUUGUGAUGUCAUUUGCGUGCGCUGGCGAUCCAUGUCGCGAAAUCUCGCCACACAUUGUGACACACCGACGUGUCUUCUCCAAUGUACAAGCCAACCAGACCCGCAGACAGUUGUCUGCGUACCUGCAGCUACGUUCUCGACUACUGACAGCAGACUCGGCCCGCACGUGCAGCGCCCCGCGCUUCGGCCGAGAUGCGCGCCCGACCUUGCCCUCCGGCGCCCCGUCGCGCGCCGAGUACAAGCCUUUCGUUCGCUGCGCCAGUUCAAAGUACACACGAGAAGGUCCGGCCCGCCUUCCGAACACCAGCUACCUCCGCCACUCGGCCGCCGCGCCGCCGUGAGCGGCCCGCGCUGCCGGCGCCGUGA